Messenger RNA from Xenopus laevis (African clawed frog), 5284 nucleotides. RefSeq names its product G-patch domain containing 2 L homeolog (gene gpatch2.L). The record is from RefSeq and is a predicted model, not a curated record. Bases 110 to 1624 code for a protein of 504 amino acids. Gene Ontology annotation, molecular function: nucleic acid binding. The transcript is spliced from 10 exons. NCBI's taxonomy places the organism in Eukaryota, Metazoa, Chordata, Amphibia, Anura, Pipidae.
UGGUACGUUCCGACUUCCGGAUUUCUCCCCCCCGGAAGCGCCAUGGUGCCUGUGCCCGCUGCCCCAGCUUGAGCUUGAGAUCGGGCCGGGGGCUCCGCAAGCUUUGUUCAUGGUGGGCGUGGCCAAGAAACACACCCGCGCCAAUAAGGGGACCAGCUGGCAUUUUAGUAGGACAAUGGAAGAGCUUGUCCAUGAUCUGGUGUCUGCACUGGAAGAAAGCUCUGAGCAGGCUAGAGGAUGCUUUGCUGACACCGGUGAUCAUUCCCGAAGUAUCUCUUGUCUUCUGAAAAGGCAAGCGAGGAAACGUAGAGGAAGAAAAAGGAGGUCGGAUAACACACAUCACCCUUGGGAAACCGGUCACUGCCUUAGUGAUGGUUCAGACUCCAGUUUAGAAGAGCAAAAUAAAGACUACCGUGAAUGCACAAGUAAUCACAAAAAGGACAGUGACUCGGAUGAUCAGUUACUGCUUGCAAAAAGGAGACCGUCUUCUAACAUCACGAAUAUACGUGGUAAGCGGCCCCUGUGGCAUGAGUCAGACUUGGUUGUUGAUACCUUGGGGAGCAGGACAUUGAGAAGGCGGCGGAAAGUGAAACGCAUGGCCAUUGACCCUCCGGCAGAGGUCACUAGCACGCUGACCCUGUCUCAGAGCCGUGACCAGUCGAUGGACAAUGACUGCAAGCACUACCAACACCUGGAGCUUGCCAAGAGUAAAAAUAAGAAGAGGAAAAUCUCUGCGCCUAGACAUGGACCUGAAAUUCCGGAUGAAGGAGUUGUUGUGGAAGGGGAAGAAACGAACCAUGGCAACAAAGACAAAAUGGAAUAUGAAGAACAGAAAGUUUCUGACGAGAAUAUGAGUGACAGUGAAUCCAGCAGCAUAAGCAGCAGUGAUGCGGGUUUGUUUACCAAUGACGAAGGGCGCCAAGGGGAUGAUGAGCAGAGUGAUUGGUUUUAUGAAAGUGAAUCUGGAGGAGCUUGCGGUAUUACUGGCGUUAUCCCCUGGUGGCAGCAGGAAGACUCUGCGGAACUAGAGAAGCAACUGCCAGAUCCAGUCUUUGAAAGCAUCCUGACUGGCUCCUUCCCCCUCAUAUCUCAAUCGGCUCAGAGAGGUUUCCAGGCAAGGUUAAACCAUCUGCAUGCUAUGCAAGGGAGAAGCAUCCGGAAAUCUGCUCUGAGCCCUAAUCCACUGCAGAUUACGAGUCCAGGAGCUAGCAGCGCUGAGAGGCUGGUCCACUUUAGCCAAGAUCCUCAUCAUCAUGAUCACUGGUUUAGUCCCGGGGCCAGAAAGGAUCACAGCCAGCUUUUACGAGAUAAUCGUUCGGACCGAGGCCAUAAGAAAAACUGCUCUGUGAAAACAGCCAGUCGACAAACGAGCGUCCAUUUAGGGUCUUUGUUCAUCGGGGACAUCAAACGAAGAAGAAAAAACGCCGCCCCCCUUCCAGGACCUACAGCCUCAGGAUUCAUUGGUGAAAGUGCUCAACCCAUCCCAGACAGUAACAUCGGUAAUCGAAUGCUUCAGAACAUGGGCUGGACUCCAGGUUCAGGACUAUGUCCAGAUGGCAAAGGAAUAUCUGAACCGAUAAGGGCCCUCCAGAGACCAAAGGGACUCGGGCUCGGUUUUAGCUGAUGGGAACAACUUAACAUUUCAGCCGUGUAAAGAAAGAUUUGUGUGUUUUUAUGUUAUUGUUAUGAAACAUUCUUCUCAAUCUAUGUUCUCUUGAUGGAAAGGAAUACCAACAGCCAACGAGGUCAACACCAGCUAUCUUGCAUGGAAGUGGAAUGCUCCUGGAAAUGUUUUGAGCACCAGAGAUGCCAUGGUGCUUAUUGUAACCAUUGGUACUGAUCCAAUGUGUACAUACAAGAUGAUAGAAACCAUACUAAAAUUCAAUUACCUGUUUAUCUUCUAAGAAAUAAAACAUGACUAGGAUAAUGGCUAGCUAAUAGAAGGAUUGAAGUGUUCUGAAAACAGUGUUGGCAUGUAUAGUAAAUGUAUUUUAGACACAUCACGCAAUGUACUAUAUUCUAGAAUAGAACAUUCAUGCCUUUUCAAUGAGAGCAUAUAUAAUAUAUAUUUGAGUGAGUAAUACUUUCCAGACAUUCUAUACUCCAUAGUCCUAGGGCAGUCCAUUGCUCAGGUCUAUGAAUUUGUGAUAUCUGGUCAAAAGUUAUGCACAUAAUUUUCAUGUAAAUUCCAUAGUGGGACAUUAUCCAAAGUCAAAGAUAAUAUUUUGUUUUAAUUUACAAGGGAUCACAAAAUGCAUUUCAGCAAGGAGUCAACCUUGAAAAACCCCAAUGGCCGCUUACAGGGUCAUGGAAAAUCUUCAUGACUUCAAAUUCACUGCAGUUUUGAGACGGAAAGUAUUUACCAUGGAGCAUCCAAUGCACACAAUCUAUGUUAAGGUCUAAUUCUCCUUUUAAAAUAUUAAUGAAGGUAUCUUAAGGAGGUAAAUCCUCUUGAACUUUCCACUAAGACCUGCUUUAGCUGCAGUGGAAAGUUGCCCCUUGACUGGCUGAAACACCUUUUUGUUUUUUUUUUUAAAAUAGAGAAAAAUGGCAUUCAUAUGACAUUGGGUCCUAAGGUUUACGAGAAUAUCAUUCAUUCAAUGGUGUCAAUAUAAAUAUGUUGUAUUUUUAAAGUUUUUUAACUUUUUGGCUUUGUAAAACUUUUUUUUCCAUGUUCUACACAAUUGGAUUUUGAAGUGCAUUUUUUUAAUGUUGUGGUUCCUGACAGCUAAAUGUCAUCACAAUGAAAUUAAGAGGCUGCAAUUACUGAUGCCACCUGAAGAAAGAGGUCACAAUAUUAAUCUAUAGUGAGCUCAGAAGACACUUUGAGAACCUUUCACUUAUUUAUUUUGCAAAGUAUGGGCAUCUUUAGGCAUGUGGUGGGGCCUGUCAAAGUUUUGCUGCAUCAAAUGUGCUAACUAAUACUUAUUAAGAAACAUAUAAUGCACCACCACAAUCUCGUUUUGUGCUCUAGCAGUAGACGCUUCUGCACUCAUGUAGAAGUUUUUGCUGGUAGAUUUAUAAAAAAAAACUCACACAACUAUCUUGUAAAUCUGCAUCUUAAUCUACACUUUAGUUAACCUUAAAGUGUUUGCCAUGGGUAUAAAGAGAAGUAUUAUCUGCAUUUAGUCUUCAUUUUUUUUUUUAAAAUGAUUUAAUAGGUUUUUAGCCCUUUUGAAGCCAGAACCAAAUAUAAAUAGGAGGCCCGAAUAGAAAAAUAACCAGUGAAAACUCGCUAGCUGGAAGGGCGGUAGCCUUCAUAAAUAGCAUAUUCAGUUGCAGGCUAGAAAGAGGCAGAAUAUGAAGACUAAUCAAACCAUAAGAAAUAAAUGUAACUAAGAACAGGCCUGUGUUAUAACAUACUAAAAAUAUUAAAAAAAUUAACUUCCACUUUAAGGUGAUUAAGCCCCUUGAAGGUAGAUGUAAUUAUUUGCUAGAGAAUAUACUAAGCGUCUCUUUAUUUUAUUAUUCUCCACUGAUAAAUGCUUCUUUAAAUUCUUCCCUGCCAGCUGCCAUGACAGUAUUUAGUCCAUCCCACUGUUUGGAUCUGAUCUAAAAGAACACUGAUAAGGUAAAAGUGCCUAGCGAACAGCAUGUCAGAGAUUCCUGAUGUUGACAGGUAGACGUGUCUUAGCACACUCAGAUCAUGUAUGGUCACGACAAGGCAGCUUUAUGACGCAUAUUAAUUUCAAUAGGAAUCAAAGAAAUGAGCAGUGGGCUGGCCUCGAGCACUGACAUGGCCACGUACAGGAACUGUGACUGACUUAUGAAGCAUUAGAAAAUCUAUGGUUUACUUACUUUAUAGCUUUCUGGCUUUAGUUCUACUUCAAGGGUAAAUCGCAUUUCUCAUCAAAUUUCUUCUUUUGGUGGCAAUUCCAGUGUUAGUGGCAAUUGGUUUUUAUGCGAUUGGAUAGAUUGAUUGAUACCUGGGCUAGAAGGCAUCGUUCGCGCCAGUGGGGAGAAAAAACAAAGAAUCGUUUUAUCGUGUUCAUUUGGGGUGGUUUACACCUAAAUCUCUCCUUGUGUUUUCUGUGAAUGCCCCAACACACAGUAUUUCAUAAAGGCACCAAAUAUAUAUAUAUAUAUAUAUAUAUAUAUAUAUAUAUAUAUUCAUAAUAUCAACUAGAUAAAAAAAUCUGUUUUAAGCUAUUGGUUGAUUUUAUUAAAAGAAGAAUUUUGAAAAAAUUUCACUUUUUUGCCGGUUAAAUUUUAUGAAAAAAAAAAUGGACAAUAUAUACAUAAAUCUUGCCUUUUAUGCCAAACCCUAAGGAAUUCUUUUUAGUGAUGGGCGAAUUUGGGUCGUUUUGCUUUGCAAAACGGCACCAGUGUCUCGUUUUUGGCGAAUCACGGUAAUUCUCCGUGAAUUUGCGGCUGGCGAAUAAAUUCGCCCAUCACUAAUUCUUAUUUUUACCUUGUGCUGAAAUUUUAUUCUUCAAAUAGAAAUGUUUUAAAUAUAUUUUUUCUCUACGUAAAAGGUGUUCAUUGUGAAGAAAAAUGUUAUUCCAUUUGUUAUGCACCUUGAAUUUCAUAAUUUCACAUACUAAUUUAAACUGGAACUUCGGUUUUUGGGGUUUUUUUUUUUUUUACAUUUUAUGCCAUCGUCAGUCUAUCCUGAAAAUGGGUUAACAUUCAUUGUGACAUCAUUUUUGUCUAAUACAUAAUUAAAGGCAAAAAAUAGAUGGGGACUGUGGUUAUUUGAUGUCUGCCUUGUUAGUCGGAUUCAAGCAGAGCAAACAGGAAUGCUUUCAUGUCAGGUUAAGACUACUUUGUGAUUUCAUUUGCAUGAAUCUGCUUUUCAUUUAUUUUUUUUACUCUUUAAAAGUCCGUAGCUUUCCCACUGCCAGCUCUAGAUAAAUUGAUUGAUAAAUCAUUAUUUUUGGAUUUCCAUCAGUAAUCCAUUAAUUACGUGCUAUACUUUAUUAAAUUCAGUGAAUUCUUUCUACCCGUCUUGGCAAGAGAGAGAAUAAACAUUAAAGACAAUCUAGGGUUUUUAUUUCUUCAAAAAAAAAAACAGGUGUUGAGAUGGCAACGUAUUAGGUUUAUUGAGAGCAAAUAUGCUCUUUAUUGGGCAUCAUAGAAUGGGAUAUAGACAAAUUGGUAAAAUAAAUUUUAAAAGCAUUUUUUUUAAGCUUUUAGUAAAUGGAACCUGCAUUUUUUUUUAAUUCUAUAAAAGCUUACUAAUAUUUAGUGUUUAAAAUGUGAUUAAACAUACAGUAGUACAGUUUAUAAAUUAUGUAGUUUCUACAGAAUAUAUGGCUGAUCAAUGUGGGGGAUCUGUUUUUUU